Molecule: messenger RNA, 195 nt
Organism: Lottia gigantea (owl limpet)
Lineage: Eukaryota; Metazoa; Mollusca; Gastropoda; Lottiidae
Exons: 1
Source: RefSeq, a predicted model, not a curated record
CAAAAGGGCGUCUACAGCACUCGGUGUUCCCAGGCGGUCACCCAUCCAAGUACUAACCGAGCCCGACGUUGCUUAACUUCAGUGAUCGGACGAGAACUGGUGUUUUCAACGUGGUAUGGCCGUAGACGUAAGACAGCAAUGUUUCAGGCGAGUCUUUGGCCAUAUAAUACGCUACGGUACACACAGAAAAAUUAA